Molecule: messenger RNA, 12017 nt
Organism: Xyrichtys novacula (pearly razorfish)
Lineage: Eukaryota; Metazoa; Chordata; Actinopteri; Labriformes; Labridae
Source: the annotation of a GenBank genome assembly
UCCCUGCGUAGUUUUGAGGAAGGAGAACAUCUCUCUCUGAAGAAGUAGGACAUCCACUCGGCUCUUUCUCCCGACACUGAUGUGUAGUUGACCUGUUCGGGAGCAGAGACCCACUCGGAUCGGUACAGGGCAUUGCUGGUCCGACGACAUGAGGUUUUCGGCGUUGAUCUCGAUCCUGCGGUCGGUCGGCCCGGUGGUGAUCGGUAUCUCUUUAGGGUUUACUCUGAGUUUACUCAGUGUGAACUGGACGGAGGAGGCAUGUCUGUCGGACGGUAAAGAUGGUGAAGACGUGACUCUGGGUCAAGAUGGACAGCUGAAAGGAGCCCGAAAACCCAACUCCAUAUCGACUGUCAACGAGGUGGAGUCCGAGUCGGAUUUUGAGCCGAGGAUAGUCCCAUAUAAACAAGUCCAGCAGAGUACCCCGAAGAAAGUUUUCAGGUAGGCUUCUGUGUGACAGAGACACUCCAGUCCACAGGGUUUAGUCCACAGGGUUCUUCUGUCCCAGCUUCAGAAACCAGGGCAGGACGGGCCUCAGUGUGGCCCAUCCACUGAAGGAUGUUUUUACUGUGUUUGGUUUACAUGUGAGGCAGAGCAAUAAAAUAAACCACAAUAAUGUCAAUGUUCUCUUUUCCCUGUCUGUGGAUUUAAACAGAAAUAGAGAGAUCUUGUUUGUAUUCUGGUUCAGUUUGUGCCAUGUGUCCAAGCCUCAGGAUCCCUGUCCAGCAUAUUUCCUUGUAAACAGACAGAGUUUCUAAUUCCUGCUUGUUUUUCAUGAGUUCACAGUCUGAGGUUUACUUGUGGAUAGUGUUUGCAGUGUUGAGAAAGACUUUGGGAAAGGGUACGAUCAAGAAUAACGACGGCUGUUGUUUAGUUUUAUUUUUGAAUCAAGUCUUCUUAGUUUAUUAAAUGAGAGUUUUGUUUAUGGAUAGAACAGAAAAGGUUUUUCUUGGUCAUGUUCAAGUAGAUUUAUCAAACCCAAGUCUUAUGUGUAAUACAGAAAUAAAAAGACUGUAUAGAUAUAAAGAUAGUUUGAGUGAAGGUUAUUGAUACGGUGCAGUUUUAUCGAGGUGGGGUGGUGGACCGCGAUGAAUCAUGGUUCAAGUCUUUGCAUGUUUACUUUUCCAUGAGACAGUGAUAGAAUAUUAAUAUCCAUAUUCAGUUUUCUUUGUAGCUUUGAUUCAUCAUUUAUGAUCAAUUAUUUACCUUCUUUUAAACUAUUAUUUUGAGUCAUUCUAACGACCACCAAUGUCAGAGUUUAUCAAUAAACGGUGUCAUUAAGUUUACAGAAAUGAAAUGGUCCAAGUUUGUUUCUAAGUUGUUGAAAGUUUAACGGUAGUAACUCAGUAACGUCUCUUUGUCCUUUCAGAGCGAAAUACAUAAGCACAGAGCUGGGGAUGCGAGAGCGUCUGUUUGUCGGGGUCCUGACAUCCAAGAACACCAUCAAUACCCUCGGUGUAGCUGUCAAUCGCACCAUCAGCCACCACCUUGACACCGUGAUCUUCUUCACCGGGAUGCGCAACCGCAAAGUUCCUCACGGCAUGUUUGUUGUCGCUCACGGAGACGAGAGGCUGAUAUGGAACAUGUUCCAGAAUAUCAAAUACAUCUUAGAUCAUUACAUCAACGAGUACGACUGGUUUUAUUUUGUCCAAGAUGAUGCCUACACAGAAGCUGACAGGAUUAAAGACCUAGUCGAUCACCUUAGCAUGGACCGAGAGCUUUAUCUGGGCAAACCUGAAGAGUUCAUCGGGGGGAAGAUGGAGGGGAAGUACUGCUACGGAGGGUUCGGGUACCUCCUGUCACGGACCUUGCUCCUCCGUCUUCAGCCCUUCCUGGAAAACUGUAGGAAUGACAUCCUGAGUGCAAGACCUGAUGAGUGGCUCGGGAGAUGCAUCAUUGAUUAUACAAACAUAAACUGUGUCAAUGAAUACGAGGUAGGUCCACUUCAUGAUGUCUCUUUUCAAUAAUAAAUACAGGAUUGAUUCAUUAACUUGAGGGGAACACAGUGAAGCAGAUUAUGGAGAGAAACAAUGAAAAAAAAAAAAGGAACCCUGCUGUGAGAGCAGCUCUGAGACAGGUUACAGCAGCGUUUCCUCAAAAAUCUGUCAUGGUGAAGACAGCACUCAAAACUGACCAGCUGUAGAGACCUGUAAUUACCACGCUAAGCCUGAGGUGGUAUUUAUAUCUCAGGGUAGAUUGCUAAUACCCUCCAGGGUUUGAGUUUUUCUCACAGCUCCAGCAGAAAAGCUCGAAUAUGUAAACAGGCAGGCAGAGGACAGCUGAGUUCAGUCUUGCUUGGGUUCAAUUGUGUGAAAAUCCCCUGUGGGUCAACAUGCUCUGCCCCUAUAAUGUCAUUAGCACUUAAGGUCAAACAAGCUCUGUAGAGCCGUGAUCUGUCCCACUGCCCUUUCAGGAGAUCGUUUAUUACACUCAGCAUUAUUUGUUUUUUGUUCUGUAACCAUGCUAACACUACUUCACCAUGUUCACGUGUUUUUCUGUGGACUUAUCUCACGGUGUUUGGCUUCCAUGUUCUUCUUUCUUUGCUGUGUCGUAGAAAGCUUGUCCUCUAACUCCAGUAAAGUCCCGUCUGUGUGAGCGAUAUAGAGGACAUCCUAAUAAAAGAAACAUGUGGAGUAAUUUUGUAAAAGAAAGUUGACGACAUGCUUCGCUGUAGGUGCUCUUACAGGCAGUAAUCUGUUAGCAAACAUGAGAGACGGAGCCGCCGAGUCUCCACUCUUUCUCUUUUAAUAGCUUGAUCAGAUUGGAUUCACUUUUUUUAAUCACUCAAGCUCCUUAGGUGCCGACUCUUUUCAGCUGAAAUAGCUGUGUCUGUAUGUGAGAUACAGGGUUCAAGUGUCAGCCAUUUAUUUUCAAGGGCUCUACUCAGAUUUCCUCAAUGGGACCUUUUAAGUUUAUAUUCAAAGCAAUGAAAUAAAUUUAAGUAAAGUAUUCAAACAAAUAUAUUUCCUGAUAACGACCCAGGAUAUGAGGGAAACAGAACUUGAGUUUUACAACAGGAUGUCCUAUUCCCUUCAAAAUAAACCAGGGUUUUUGUAGUACAGAUGAGCCCAGGAUAGCAGACGAUGUUUGUUCAGAUGAAAGAAGUUAAGUUUGAGAUAACACCAGGCCUGUUUUUUCAGACGUCUCAUUUAAAGACCCUCUUUUCUUCUCAGGGGCUGGAGUAUCACCAUUAUGAGUUAGGAAAAAACGCUGAUCCCAGUAAAGAGCCCAGUGAACAGUUCAAGAGAGCUCUGGCCGUCCAUCCAGUGUCUGACCCUGAGCAGAUGUACCGGCUGCACAGAUUCUUCACUGAGAUUGAACUCCAGAAGACUUACGAUGAGAUCGCUAAGCUGCAGGUAAGCUGAUUUCCAAGUGUAACAAACCACUAACGGCUCGAGUCAAAGUCAAAAACGGACUUUUCUCUGCUAACUGCUGUCGUAUUUUCAACUAAAUACAAGAUUUGCACAUUUAAUAUUGGAAACUGUCCAUAUCAGAUCAUUUAUCUUGUUCCUACAGGCAGAAAUCAUAAAUGUCAGUGUAGUUGCUUAUGAUGGAAACCGAAGUGCCCAGUGGCCCGUGGGGAUCAAUCCGCCUUUUGAGCCAAAGUCUCGGUUUGAAGUUUUGAAGUGGGAACAUUUCACCGAGGAGGAGAUAUACUUGUGUAUCGACGGCUCCCCAAAAUGUGAACUUCGUGGCGUCGAUCGCAUGGAUGUUGCUGACGUCAUCGGCACGGCCAUGGGAGAGCUGAAUAAGAAGUACAAGCCUGUCCUACACCUGAAGAAGCAGCAGCUUAUUAAUGGAUACAGGCGCUUCGACCCGAUCAGGGGCAUGGAGUACACCUUGGACCUUCAGCUUGAGGUAGUCAACCAAAAAGGUUAUAGUCGUUCAAUCACCAAGCGGGUUCAUCUGGUGCGACCUUUGAGUCGUAUUGAGAUCAUCCCCAUGCCCUACGUAACUGAGGCUACGAGGGUUCAUAUCAUCAUACCUCUGACGCUUCAAGACCGCUCCUAUGUCAACCAUUUCCUGGAGGUUUUCGCCUCUAAUGCUUUUGAGACGAGUGAAAACGCCAUCCUUACGUUCCUGUUUAUUUAUGACCCAGUGGAGGCGCAGCAGGUGAAUCAAAACGAUAUAUUUGCCAGCGUGAAGACUCAGAUAAAUGUUUACGAACACAAAUACCCAACUGUAAAGAUCCCCUGGAUAAGUGUCAAGACAGAAACCCCGUCCCAGAUCAAGUACAUGGACAUCAUCUCUAAGAAGCACCCAGUUGACACGCUCUUCUUCUUAGCCAACGUCAACACAAACAUCAGCCCGGAGUUUCUGAACCGCUGCCGCAUGAAUUCCAUCAACAAUUGGCAGGUGUUCUUCCCCAUCCACUUCCAGGACUUUAAUCCUGACGUAGCCUAUCACAACCAGCAGCAUCCCGUCACAGUUGACAUGGUCAAGGAAGCGGGCCAUUUUGACCGCAGGUCAUUUGAAGAAGCGUGUUUUUACAACUCGGACUACAUGGUGACUCGCACACGCAUGGUGGCAGACGUGCAAGAGAACGAGGAGAUUCUAGAAACCCUGGAUAUCUACGAGAUGUUUGUGAAGUAUUCAGGUCUACAUGUAUUUAGGGCAGUGGAGCCGGCAUUACACCAGCAGUACAGGUACCAAGAAUGCAAUCCACGACUCAGUGAAGACAUCUAUCAUAGAUGUGUUCAGAGCAACAUGGAGGGUGUGGGUUCCCGCUCCCAGCUCGCCAUGCUUCUGUUUGAGCAAGAGCAAGGAAACAGCACUUGAAGUCCCCAGUGAGCCGAGGGUUGAAGUAUUUGGUUGAAUCUGUGUGUUUGUUGAGAUGACUGUGCCUAAAAUUCUCCAUUCUCCAUUUCAUCAAGGAUAUUUAUAUUUGUGUGAGACGCUCUCCAGCUCCUCGACCAAAACGAAUGCAGUACAGUUCAAAUGUAACCGUUUCUUCAGUGUUUACGAUACUCCUUCAUACUGCUGAAUGGCUGGAACCCAAAUAAUUCUCUGAUACUUUGGCCUCUAAAAACUGUGUAAGGUUAUUUUAAACCACUAGGUGGCAGGCACUCACACGAUUAGAGCUUGGUAUCAUGCGACAUGAAUUUCAGUGCAAACAGGACUCAGAGAAGCCUGUAUAUUUGAUCUUUCCACAAUCCACUGUUGGUCUGAUAUCUGGUCCAUCCACCCUUGAAAAUAACCUUCUUACCUUGAAAGGUGCGGUGGCUUUAGGUGUGUUUUCUGUGGGUUGAACUAGUUAAACAUCAUCGAACUGAAAUGACAAAGUUUGUGGUUUUCAGCUAAAUUCAAGCACAUGUAAAAAAAAACAGUCCUCUAAUGUAACAUUGACAUCCAAGAUAUUGUAAAUUGAAGUUUAAAAAGACCCAACAAAUGUAAAUGAUUCUAUUGCACAGCAGGUAGUGAGUACUUCAUGUAAAGUCACUGAAACACGCUCUUUUAUAUUUAUUGAUUUAAGUAUUUACAAAAAUCGUAUUUGUGCCUUCACACUAACAUAGCAUAUGCUGACUGUUAACAGACUCCUCCUCUAAUUACAGCAUGAAAAAAAAAAGACUGAAAACAAAUAAGUGAGUGUCAAAUAUCCUCUUUCAGUGCAGAUAUAGCCUGUUACAUAGCUGAGAGAAAAGGUUGUGAUUCCUCAAACAUGACUCGGCUUGGUGUGAACCAUCCACAGGUGGAAAAGUGCCUUUAAAUGUAGGGACUGUUCUUCAGAUAGUUUCUUCUAUUUGUCUUAAGAGAUUACAGAUGCUAAGGUGUUGUAAGUUAGUGAAGUUGCAGAAUUAUGUAAGUGGAUGAAGGUAGGGGGAGUUUCAGCGCUCAGCCCUGAAAUGUUAUAAACUGUGUAUAACAGGUGUGUCAUUCCUUCACAGCAGUAAGGUGAACUUUUUAACAGAGCUUAAUAAGUCAUUAAAGGAGGAAUGAAAUGAAAACAUGUUUCACCUGCUGCAGAGGACAAUUUUAUAUCAGGAGUAUUUUGGAUUCAUUUGCUAAUCGGUUGAGUUGUCCUCAAAUUCACUAGUUCACUUCUCUGGAAAGAACUGCAGACCAAUGGGAGUGUUUUUCUGUACUUUAUAUAUAUAUGUAUAUAUAUAGAUAUAUGUAUAUAUAUGUUACAAAACCCAAUUCCAUUGAAGUUGGGACAUUGUGGUAAACGUAAAUAAAAUCAGAAUACAAUGAUUUGCAAAUCAUUUUCAACCUAUAUUCAGUUGAAUUCACUACAAAGACAAAAUAUUUAAUGUUCAAACUCAUAAACUUUAUUUUUUUUGUAAAUAAUAAUUAACUCAGAAUUUCAUGGCAGCAACACGUGACAAAGUAGUCUUGGACAGCGUCAUGUUUACCUCUGUGUUCCAUCACCUUUUAACAAACUCAAUAAAUGUUUGUGAACUGAGGAGACGAACUGUUGAAGCUUUGAAAGUUAAAUUCUUUCCCAUUCUUGUUUAAUGUUCAGCUUCAGUUCUUCAACAGUCCAGGGUCUCCGUUGUCGGGCGACAGAUCUGGACUGCAGGCAGGCCAGUCGAGUACCCGCACUCUUUUACUACGAAGCCACGCUGCUGUAACACGUGCAGAAUGUGGCGUGGCGUUGUCUCGCUGAAAUAAACAGGAAGGGCGUCCAUGAGAAAGACGUUUCUUGGAUGGCAGCAUCUGUUGCUCCAAAACCUGUAUGUACCUUUCAGCAUUAAUGUUGCCUUCACAGAUGUGAAAGUUACCCUUGGGCACUAAUGCACCCCUAACAGUCCAGAUGGUUCUUUUCCUCUUUGGCCCGGAGGACGCGACGUCCACUAUUUAAAAAAAAAACAAUCUGAAACGUGGACUCGUCAGACCACAGAACACUUUUCCACUUUGCAUCAGUCCAUCUUAGACGAGCUCGGGCCCAGAGAAGCCGGCGGCGUUUCUGGAUGUUGUUGAUAAACGGCUUUCUCUUUGCACAGUAGAGUUUUAACUUACAGAUGGAGCGACAAACUUUAUUUACUGACAGUGGUUUUCUGACGUGUUCCUGAUGAGCAUUCCUCAAAUUUCUGUCUUUUUUGCACCUUUUCCAACUUCUUUGUCACGUGUUGCUGCCAUCAAAUUCUAAAGUGAAUAAUUAUUAGCAAAAAACAAAUAACAUUUAUCAGUUUGAGCAUUAAAUAUCUUGUCUUUUUAGUGAAUUCAAUUGAAUGUGGGUUGAAAAGGAUUCGCAAAUCAUUGUAUUCUGUUUUUAUUCACGAUUUACGCAUCUUCACAACUUCAUUGGAAUUGGGUUUUGUAUUAUAUAUACAGUAUAUUAUGUUUUAUUAUAUAUAUAUUAUAUAUGAAUGAAAAAUGUGCAAUAUUGCUUUAUAGUGAUAAGAUGCCUGGAAGGGUGUCCAAAAGAGGACAGACAGGACAGCGGUGUUUUUGUGGUACUUCUGGUCAUGGCGGUCAAUCGGUACUUCCUGUUAGAUGUAAAGUUUAUACACUGUUUUCUGUUAUUUCUUUGACACAUCCUUUAAUGUAAUUCGCUGACACUAGACACUUUGAUAAUUUAAUUAACUUGACACAGAUACAGUAAGGAUAAGUCCUCUCUAAACUUCGUGUUGGCAGUAUUCUUUGCCGUGUGAGUUCAGAUCACCGAGGUCAGAUAGUUUCGCCUUUUGCAAUGAUUUCCUAACAUCUCCUUCUUAACGGAAGAAAUCUCCACCAUGACAGAACUCAGCUGAUGUUGUAACAACGGUUUCCUUGAUUCUUUGGAGAGUCUGACGAAUAUUGUGCAGAAUUGGGAAUUGAUUAUAAGAAAACACUGUGAAGGAUCGAAGGCUGACAUACAUGUCAAUGAGAAGUUAUUCUGCUGAUCUGUAUCACCCCGGCCCAAUGGCGACAUGAUCGGUGAAAAGCAAUGCUAAUGUUUUAGAUUUAUUAGUAACAUAACCGCCACUGCUGAGCAAGUCUCACAGAGUUUGUCCAUUAUUUAUUUAUCCGUCAUUUUUCUAUGAAUUAUGCAGAAUUCAGGCUCUCGUGACAUCCUCAGUAGCCUGUGUGUCUGAAUAUUUGAAAGACUGUUUUGUAGCUUCUUUUUAUUGUGUUACUGAGUCAAAGUUUUAUACUUUACAAUAAAACCUACUGUAUCUGACUUUGUGCUUUAAAUCAUGCGAGGAAUUCUUUUAAGAAUAAUGUGGAUGGAGGCUGUGAUCUGUCAGUUUUCAGCAUUUAUGCAUAUGGUACGAGUGAAACCAAAGCAAUACGUAUGAACAAAUCCUCAUCACAAAGAAACGUGUGGUGGUAUUCCUAAUGAACUGUGAAUUAUUGUAAUUAUAAAUAAAGAUCUUUUUUUUAUGACAAACAUUUCUCUGUUUCCAGUCUGAAUUUCUGUGUGUGGGUCGAUCCUGUAGAUGUCAGUACAGGAGCGCGGGAGGCUGCCGUCUGCAGCAUGUGAGCUGGAUCACUGUGGUCUGCAUGGACCAAACAGAGCAGAGUAAUUGAAUCAUAUCUUAAUAUAAUCGGAUAUGUUUAUCUCAUCGUGUUUCCAGCCAGUGAUCAGUAGCGCUGCCGUUAAACAGUCCUUUCACUGUCAGCUCCUCAUGUAUGGGUUGUGUAAAAUCAGGGAAAACGUUACAACCAUAAUUACAGCUUUAGUUAUUUCAAGGGUCCGUACGCUCUGCCCUGAAGCGCGCUGUAAAACCACAUAAUAACAGAGGAACUCUGAGUUAAUUGUGAGUCUUUUUUUUUUUUUAGUUUUCUUUGACGUUUUAUUCCUGGACUUUCUUCUCCUGCAGGGAUGAAGUCCUAAGUCACCUGGACACUUGUGGUAAAACCGCUUUUUCCAUAUUUUUGUAAAAAUAAAAAACAAUUUAGGUUUUGCACUUAAGCUCUCUUUAAUAUGUAUUCCUUGUAAUUUACGGCUCGGUGAUAAAAAAUCUUUAAAUAGUCCAGAAAUUGACUGUCUGGUGAAAAGAAAAAACAGACACUAGAGAGUCACCUUGGCUCCAGAUUCAAGAGGCACUGGUCUUACCAAUCUAAACUUUAAUAGGUGUUGUGGUUACCAUACUUAACAUUUAUAAAACGUGUUCCAAGAAAGAAAACAAACAUGGUUUCACACUGCUGUACAAAUGAAAGGGAGUUUUGACACCAAAUCUGUUUCCAUCAGGAUGAAACACGGAUCUGUGUGUGUGCCACCCUCAUCUUAUUUAUUCUUCUUUUCAGCUGCUAGAAAAACCGUCUGCUCAAAAAGAGACGUGGCAGCAGAUAUCUAAAAUUUCUCAUCAGUUGUUCCAAUCAGAUGUUUUUUUUUUUUUUAAUGGAGAGUAAUCGUAAUAAACAAGCACAAACAGGCUGUAUUUCACAGUGCCGUAAAAAGAGGCAGGGAGGUCAGAGGCGUGAGGAAUGUCAAGCAUGUGAGCUACAUGUCGUGGCGUUGGGGAGUUUAGCCUUCUGUAACAUGGCCGACCUGUCUUUAACAGCACCUAACACAGACACAAGCCUCUUUGUAAUGGACCUGUCUGUGAUUUCAACCACUUUUGUACAGAGAAUCAUCAGGUUUUGCUCAAGAGUGAAGCCUAACAUAGUAUCAGAAUCAAAACACCGCAGAGUCGACCAUCUAAGCCCGGCUUUUCAGCGAGAAAGCAGCCGGUAUUCAUGUCAACACACCAGCCCCUGUGUGACUUGGCUGAGGAUAGCUACAAUUAUUGAUGACAGAGGAGAAGAUUGUUAUGCAUAGCCUGUACAGAAUGCCAUCAGAGACUGUGAUUGGGAACCUUUUGAAAAUGUCAAAGUGACACAUGAUUAUGAAUAUUAAACAGCCAUGUAUAGCCCAUGAUUAUUUGACAGGAGGAGGGGAUUUGACAGAUGGAGGACUGAGAAAUCACAUCAUGAGCUACGGUGAGGUGAAGACGACGCGGUAACAGAAGACAUCCUUUAAAUUAACCAGAGAUGGUAGUUUGUAAAGGUGAUCAUUAGUGAUGCAAAGCUUUACACAAAUUUACCAGACGGUCUUUAGAGGUUGAAAAAGGUGAGUAUUAUUCCACUGAGCAACACUAAAACUGGCUAAAAGUGCCGCAGCAUCACCUGGAUAGUUAGAAUGAUGAUCGACAUAUCCACCAAGAUGAAACAGUCUGUGAUAGUUUGUGAUAUUGCUUAUCUGCCCCUGUGUAACAGCUGUAUCUACUCUGGACGAUGCUCUUCUCUGUCCUCUGACUUUGUGAAAUGUAUAAAAGGAUGAUUGGACAUCGUACUAUGAAAGACUGACUUCUGUGUGCACAUCCAUCUCUGCUGUUGUGUCACUGUGUGGUUUUUCAUGACACUGAAUACAGAGAUAAGGACUUAUUGAAGGGUACCUGUGGACCAACUGACAUCAAGGUGAACCCAUGAGGAGUUUUUAAGGGUGGUAAAUGGGAUAACUUUACCCUGUACUAAGAAGCAAAAAGGGACUCUUUCUAUGGAGUCAACAGCUGCAGAGUCUUUACAAAUUAUAGUCAUUUUAUUUACACAUCCAGUUCUUUGGUUGUCAGGUCCAGCUUCUAUUUUUCCACUGCAGGAACUUAAGAGACCAUCAACAGUUGUUUUGUUGUUUUUGUAGUUUUCCUCAUGAUGAUUUGGAGCCGUGCUUCAGUUAGCUGGACUUUUACCGCCGUAACUGCGAAAGGCUGUUUGGGAAUCUAGGCUUUUUUUUUUCGUUUGUCUCACCAUCAUCUACAUUUAUUUAUUUACUUAGAUGCUGCUCAAGGUUUUUGCUUCUUAAAAUGAGUUUUUCCUUACCUAUGACAUCCCACACCAAAAAUAAGUUUACCUCGAGUACAGUUUACGGAGUAUACUGAAGUUCAUUCUAGUAUACUUCCUAAAGUAUACUUUGGUAUUUGCGCGCUGACUCUGAAGCAUAACUUAAAUUACUUUUGGUAUGCUAUUAUUUCAAUAGUAGUACAUAUUCAUGUACUUGGCUUGUACUACUUAUCUUUUUAGGGUAUACGCUUAAAAAGAUAUAUGGAAGUAUUCACUGAGGAAGUAUACUUAAACCCAAGGCACAAGUACAUACUUGAGUGUAUCUGGAUCAAACGUUUGAGUAUAAGUAUGGGUUAAAUAUAUUCAGACUUCAAGUUUAAUUCUUAGUACAAACCAAGAAUACUUGACAUUACCUUUUUUAUCAGUAUAUCUCUGAAAAGUGCAUCAAAAGUAAACUGAGAGCAUACUUAGUCCAAAAACAGUAAACUUGAAGUACUCUUCAACAUACUUCUGUUUGGUCAGGGAUUCUCUGUCUGCUACAGGUGAAUCUUAAUAACACUUUAAACUCUCAUUGGUUACCUUGUUUUUGACUUGAAGCUUCAUCACCAGUAGUAUAUGGAUGUAUUGAUAAUAUGAAAAUAACAUAAUGAAAAUGAUCGUCGUGGGACACGUGAAGACAAAGAUUAUAACAAACAAAUAUGGCGACAUUAACUCCUGCUCACAUACAGAGUGAGAAUGAAGAACAGAAAUGUGGUUAUGAUCCUGCAAUGACACACAAUCAGCAUGAGGAAUAACUCAAAUAUGAAUAAAUUUAACGACUAAAGUGUUUGAUGUCUUAAUGCAGAAACUGAAGGUAUAAAUCUCACCAUGACUUUAUGUGAUAAGGCUGCACGCACCAAAUAAAACUGAAUAACUGAGUGAAUAAUCUCAAAUCUGGACCUGACUGACACCGGCUGACAUGUUUCUGCUCUGGAGGAAUAAAGAAAAUCAAUGUCUGCUCUUCUGUCUUGAUUGUUCUACUCGGUUUUCUCACACAGUAAAGUUACAUGUCAUUUUUCAAUUGUGUAAAUCCAAACUGUCUGGGGGGAUAAACUGCAUAUCUCCGCCUCAAAAGUCCAUUCAGGAUCAGGUUAGGUGAAGCCAAAGGUUGUAGAUUGUUAAUUUCCUGCAGUGCAAAAGGGCAAGUGAGCCAGCUGACCUCCCAUAAAAAAACGACACACUAAAGGGGGAUUUAAUGUCUCCAUUUUUUCCUUUAUUUCAGAUUUGUCCAUCUCUGUAUCGUCGUUGUUGUUGCUCUGUCCCAAGCAUCAGGAUCAUGUUGACAGAUUAAAGCA